Messenger RNA from Glarea lozoyensis ATCC 20868, 1434 nucleotides. RefSeq lists its product as uncharacterized. The record is from RefSeq and is a predicted model, not a curated record. Bases 1 to 1434 code for a protein of 477 amino acids. Lineage: Eukaryota; Fungi; Ascomycota; Leotiomycetes; Helotiales; Helotiaceae. The transcript has 2 exons.
AUGGCGAGUUGGGUGUUUUUAGGAGCGCAGGCCGAUGAUAAAGACGACACGGAUGGAAUCAAGGCACAAUUCGAGCCGCCUGGAGACAAAUUGGUAAUUGGAACUGGUUUAUCUGAGGUUGUGUACACCAUAACAGAGGCCGAUACAGCAAGCACAACGUUAUACCUACUUGAAAUUACCCGCCUAAAUGGCGUUGACAAUGCGGCGAAAGCUAGAAAGAUUCAAGAGUAUUGCAUCAAGGGUCUCUCCACUGAUAGCACGAAAACUCCUUGCAAUCCACAAGCUGUUGAAAUAUCACUCAACGUCAGACAGCCUGUGGCGUACGAUCUGGCAGCAGUUGUUGCAGAGGGAGUUACAUCGAAUACUUAUUACUACUUCUUUUGCUUCAUCAAUCUCAGCGGGCUCUGUUCCGCGUACAGUCCAGUCUUCUUUAUUCCUGACAGGUCAUCGCCCCAAUUACCUCCAAAUUUUGUACCAUUUCUUCCCAGUGGUCCGGCCACGCUUCAAAGUUUCGCAACAAAUCUCAAUUCAGCAACGACAGGUAGCCUUACAUCUGCUGGGCCGAGUACUGCCACUGAAUCCAGCGACGCCGUAAAGACGUGGGUGACUGUCUCAUCACCCCCUACCAAUACGGUAACAAGCACACCAACAGCGACAGCGGGAGCUUCCUCUGAAUCUGUGAGCUCUAGCUCGAAAGGCGGACUCUCCAUUGGGGCCAAGGUUGGCAUAGCGGUUGGCGCAGUAGCUGUCGUUCUUGCCAUUCUAAUUCUCGCGCUCCUUUUCCUCCGCAAGAAACACCGCCAGCGCUCAAGCAAAGAACGCUUGAUGCUCAGUCACUCUCUCAACGCCGAUUCACGCGAUCUCAUAACAGAAAAAGAGAUAACUCCAACUUCAUAUCAAAUACCAAAUCUAAAUUUUGCAUCUCCAGGCUCACCGGCAUCUGAAACGCGUCAUUUAUCAGUACUGUCACCCUAUGAUCCAGUCUCACAACCAUACACUGGAUCAGCAGCAUCAAUACCAAGAAGAAAGCCAACACUAAGUACGGCCUCAGCCAGUGCCGUUGGAGCAACAGCAAUCCCCCACGAACCUGUCGCCGCCACAAUACCCAUAUCAAGAGAAGUAAGCCGUGCCUCUUCACAUAUACCAUCAACGCGCUCUAUUGGAGCCACGGAACCCUCCCCUCCACCGCAAAAUUACGAACAAUACCACGACGUACCACAAUACAGCCAUGGGUCUCCUCAAGGUCAUGGAUCUCCUCAGGUCUUCCAAGGAGGACUCCAAGCACCCUACUUAAGCGAAACAGACAGCGAACGCGGCGGCUCCGUCGCAUUAACUGAAGCCGACCACGCGAGGUUAGCGGAGGAAGAGGAAGAGCGGAGGAUCGAUGCUGCGAUUGCAGAGUCAGAACGACUGAAGAAUUCGCAUGGUAGGUGA